AUAUGCUUAAUAUAUCUCAACUACAAGCCGGCAUAGAGAGAGAAGUAAGAAUGGCUCAAGCAGAUAACUCUAGGAAGGACAACAGAUGGAGUCUUCAAGGCAUGACUGCACUUGUUACUGGUGGAACCAAAGGAAUCGGGUAUGCUAUCAUAGAGGAAUUAGCUGGACUGAGAGCACGAAUACACACAUGCUCCCGGACUGAAGCUGACCUCAACAAAUGCUUACUUGACUGGGAAGCGAAGGGUUUCCAGGUUACUGGUUCGGUCUGUGAUGUAUCAUCGCAGGCCCAAAGAGAGAAGCUAAUAAACACUGUCUCCUCUGAAUUUGGAGGAAAACUCAACAUCCUGUGUCUCGACUCCGGAGCUAUGCUAAUGAGACGACAUUUGUGGUUGCUAUAA
This is a messenger RNA of Theobroma umbraticum, 398 nucleotides long. Lineage: Eukaryota; Viridiplantae; Streptophyta; Magnoliopsida; Malvales; Malvaceae. The record is from RefSeq and is a predicted model, not a curated record.